Linum tenue is the source of this 3333-nucleotide messenger RNA. NCBI's taxonomy places the organism in Eukaryota, Viridiplantae, Streptophyta, Magnoliopsida, Malpighiales, Linaceae. The record is from the annotation of a GenBank genome assembly.
GAAAGAUAAGAGAAUGGAUCCAAUUGCUGUCCUUGUUGUCGUCUCCAACCUUUUACGACUCUCAAUAAACCACACCACCACCCACCUUCUCCCUCUCUCUCGCCCACCACGACCCAAACAAACAGCUACAAAAACAGAGGCGCAAGGUCAAAAUCAGCAAUUCUUAAAAAAUCAAAUCUAUCUCUGACUCUCCUUCUAUUCUAUUCAAUGGCGGUCAAGCUCAACUCCCUAAACAACGAGACACAGACAACUACAACUUCAGAAAUCUCAACCCGCCAUCUUCUAAGCUUCUUCUUCUUCUUCCUCAUCAAAUCUUUCUCACUCUCAGCAGUAGCCUCCUCUGUUUCCCUUCUUUGACAAACCUCCCCUGCUUCUUUUGUUGAACUUGGGUUGGCCUCUCUUUUAUCACAAGCUCUCAUUUUGAUGCUCAUUUUGGCCAAGUUACAAUAAACCCGUAACUCCCCAGCUUAUUACUUACCCUUUUUUCAACCUCUACACUCUCUUUUUUGGGGUUUCGUGUGUGUGCCCAUUUCGACUUUUUUGCCUCAAGAACCCCAUUAGUUAGUCCAUUACUCUCCAUUAUCUCUCUCUCAUCUCUCACAUUCCAAGAAGGACACAGAUCAAUAUUAUUUACAAAUAUUGGAGAGAAAGCAGCUUGACUCCUAUCAAAAAGCAGCACUUUGAGAUCUGUUUCUUUACUUUUCUUGGUCUUCGCCCUCCCACCUCUCUCUGUUUUCCUUCACCUCCGCUUACUUUUUUAUGUUCUUGAAUCUUUUGUCCGAGUUGAUUGUUAAAAUUGAGGGGUUUUUCUGGGUAUCCCUUCUGCGGUUCUUGAAUCCCUGAAAGAACGAAUCUUUGUCACUAUUACUUAAGUCGAGUGACAAGAAACCACAGCCAAAAUAGAAAAAAAAAUAAGAAAUGGGGAGUAGUAGAUGGAGAAAAGCAAAGCUGGCUUUGGGUCUGAAUCUUUGUGUGUACGUGCCAAGGACGCUGGACGACGACUCGCCAGCAGCAACUUCAACGGAGAGGGUAUCAGAUGUUGCUCUGCUUUCGCCUACAAGUUGGGAUGUUAGGCCAAUGACUCCAGUUCCAUCUUCUCAUGGUUUGAAGCUGCCCAGAACUGGGAGCAAGUCUUCUAAGCAAAUCUGCUCAAUCUGCCUGACCAAGAUGAAACAAGGAGGUGGCCAUGCGAUUUUCACAGCGGAGUGCUCACAUUCGUUCCAUUUCCAUUGCAUUGUUUCCAAUGUGAAGCACGGCAAUCAGAUUUGUCCCGUCUGCAGAGCAAAAUGGAAAGAAAUACCCUUGCAGGCUCCCGAUUUAGAUCCUCCGCUUGGGAGAGCUGUCUCAAUCAAUGCUGUAGGCUGGCCUAACAAUGAUGCUUUGAUGACUGUGGUGCGUCGCUUACCUCCCCCUCGUAGGGACCCGAGUAGAAGGCACAUUGUACCAUUACUUCAGGUUGCCGAACCUGUCGUAUUUAACGACGAUGAAACUUUGGACAUCCAGCCAGGAUAUGAAAAUGGUGCCGGUUGCAGUUCUGGUAGAGCAAUUGACAUCAAUGUACAUCCUGAAGUUACAGCAGCAUCACGUUCCAAUUCUUAUGAGAACUUCACUGUCCUUGUCAAUCUUAAAGCUGCUGCUGUUGCUGCCAUGAUAAGAAACCAGACUAGCAGCUUUCCUCAACUUUCUCAAACUCCUCGAGCUCCAGUUGACCUGGUCACAGUUCUCGACAUCAGUGGUAGCAUGGCAGGAACAAAGCUGGCAUUGCUAAAACGUGCUAUGGGAUUUGUGAUACAGAACCUUGGCUCCAAUGACCGGCUCUCUGUUAUUGCCUUCUCAUCCACAGCUCGACGCCUCUUCUCCUUGAGGCGAAUGUCUGAUGCAGGCCGGCAGCAGGCGCUUCAAGCUGUCAACUCGUUGAUAGCCAAUGGUGGGACCAAUAUAGCCGAAGGCCUGAGAAAGGGAGCCAAAGUGAUGGAAGAAAGGAAGGAUAAGAAUUCAGUUUCAAGCAUAAUAUUGUUGUCUGAUGGACAGGAUACUUAUACCGUCAGUAGUGGUACUAACCAGCAUCCUGAACAACCGAAUUACCAAUUGCUACUUCCUCUUUCUACUAUUGAUGGUGGUGGUGGGACCGCGGGAUUGAAGAUUCCAGUGCAUGCAUUUGGGUUUGGAGCGGAUCACGAUGCUUCAUCGAUGCAUUCGAUUUCUGAAAUUUCGGGUGGUACAUUUUCCUUUAUUGAGACGGAAGCCAUUAUCCAGGAUGCUUUCGCACAGUGUAUUGGAGGCCUCUUGAGUGUUGUGGUGCAGGAGCUGCAGGUGGGUGUUGAAUGUGCGAACCCUAGCAUCAACUUGCGGUCGUUGAAAGCUGGAAGUUACCCAAGUCGGAUAUCAGCUGAUGGACGUAUGGGGUUCAUUGAUGUUGGAGAUUUGUAUGCAGACGAAGAGAGGAAUUUUCUCAUUUCACUCAAUGUUCCACCAGCAGAACCUUCAAAAGGUUCAACAUCAUUGCUCACAGUGAAAUGCGCCUUCAGGGACCCACUAACUAAAGAAAUGGGCAUAGUGGAAAGUGAAGAAAUUAUACUCCAGAGACCUGAAGUAGCUGAGGAAUUAGCAGUUUCAGUAGAAGUGGACAGGCAGCGUAAUAGGUUGAAGGCGGCAGAGGCAAUGUCACAGGCAAGAACUGCAGCUGAGCAAGGGAACCUAACUGGUGCAGCUUCCAUCCUUGAGAAUUGUCGGAAGGAGCUGUGGGAAACCAUGUCGGGCAGAUCGAAUGACCGGUUGUGUGUUGCACUAGAUGCCGAGAUGAAGGAGAUGCAAGAGAGGAUGGCGAGUAGGAAUGUGUACGAGUCCUCAGGUAGAGCAUACAUACUGUCGGGGCUGAGCUCACAUUCGUGGCAAAGAGCAACAGCGAGGGGAGACUCAACAGGCGGCGGAUCAAGCCUUGCUCAGUCAUAUCAAACACCUUCGAUGACAGAGAUGCUGACUCGAUCUCGGGCAACGUUUAUGGGGAGCCCUACUCAGAGGCUCGUCCAACCGUUAUGGUCAAUUGGGUCACAACCAAAACCAAGGUGAUGGGUCAGGGCUUCAUUAGUACGAGCCACUCUUGCAAUGCCUAAAUGUGGCUUUCUACAUUUUGUUUGGAAUACCAUUGGUAGAAAGUCUGAGUUGGGUCUUCUUUUCUUUCAUUUCUGAAUUUUUGGGUUUAGUUGCUCAUUUUGUGUAAAUGAAUAACGACUGGGAAGAGUGGCAAAGAAAGUAUAUGAGAUGGGGGUUGGGGAGAAGGAAAGGGGAAGAGCAGGGUUAGGGUUUUUUAUGACUUUUUGAUGUUUGUUGUUG